AUGAGAAGUGUACCAAACUACCCCCAUCCUUACAUCUUAAUCUUUGUCUUCAUUUUGUUUCGAGCCUUGGGUGUCUCUGCCAGCACACUGUCGGCUACAGAAUCUCUCACUAUCUCAAGCAACAAAACCAUCAUAUCUCAUAGUGAACUUUUCGAGCUCGGUUUCUUCACUCCCGCGUCAAGUUCUCGUUGGUAUCUCGGGAUUUGGUAUAAGAAAAUCCCUACCAGAACCUACGUAUGGGUUGCAAACAGAGACACCCCUCUCUCUCACUCCAACGGAUCUCUCAAAAUAUCCAGCAAUAACCUCGUCAUUUUUGAUCAUUCCAAUAAACCUGUUUGGUCGACUAACCUAACGGGAGGAAAUGUGAGAUCUCCAGUUGUGGCAGAGCUUCUCGAUAACGGCAACUUCGUCCUCAGAGACUCCAACAAUAACGAGUACUUGUGGCAGAGUUUCCAUUUUCCGACAGACACUUUACUUCCCGAUAUGAAACUGGGUUGGGAUCUCAAAAGCGGAAGAAACAGAUUCUUGAGAUCCAGGAAAGCCCCAGAUGAUCCAUCAAGCGGGGAUUACUCGACUAAAUUCGAAACCAGAGGGUUCCCAGAGGUUUACGUAUGCAACAAAGAGUCUAUAGUGUACCGGAGCGGUCCAUGGGAUGGAAUCCGGUUUAACGGCAUACCGGAGGUAAGACCGGUUGAUUACCUAGUUCUAAAUUUCUCAGCGACAGAAGAAGAAAUAACUUACUCAUACCAUAUCACAAAAAGCAACAUUUACUCGAUCUUAACCCUAACCCCCACCGGAUUAUUACAACGAUCAACUUGGGUUGAGAGACUACAGAGUUGGAGACCAUUAUGGUACUCACCAAGGGAUAUAUGCAAUAACUACGAACAGUGUGGGUACGGUUAUUGUGAUUCCAACACCUCACCAGUUUGUAACUGUAUCCACGGGUUUAAGCCGAGAAAUAAGUGGGAUCUGAGAGAUGAUUUUGAUGGUUGCGUGAGGAAGACGAGGCUGAGCUGUGACGGUACUGAUGGGUUUGUGAGGUUGAAGAAUAUGAAGUUGCCGGAUACUACAAAGACAAUAGUGGACAGAGGAAUUGGGAUAGAGGAGUGUGAAGCACGGUGUCUAAAACAUUGCAAUUGUACGGCGUUCGCUAAUACGGACAUUCGUAAUGGCGGGUCGGGAUGUGUGAUUUGGACCGGAGAUAUGUUGGAUAUCCGAUACUUUGCCGAGGGAGGUCAGGAUCUCUACGUCAGACUAGCAGCUGCUGAUCUCGGUUUAAGUUCAGAUGACAAGAUAACCAACAAUGGAAAAAUCAUAGGUUCGAGUGUUGGAAUGAGCAUUUUGUUUCUGUUAAGUAUCAUUAUUUUCCGGUUUUGGAAAACAAAACAGAAGAGAGCCAUAGCAGUUCAAACACCUAUUGUCGAUCAAGUGAGAAGCAAGGAUUCGCUAAAGGACGAAGUGAUAGUAACAAGAAAGAGUUACAUAUCCAGAGAAAGCAAAACAGAGGAUCUAGAACUUCCAUUGAUGGAGUUUGAAGCAGUUGCCAUUGCAACAAACAACUUUUCUGACGGCAACAAGCUUGGAAAAGGUGGUUUCGGUAUUGUUUACAAGGGAAUGUUACCUGACGGGAAAGAAAUCGCAGUAAAGAGACUAUCGAAAAAGUCAUUGCAAGGGACCAGUGAGUUCAAGAACGAGGUUAGACUAAUUGCCAGGCUUCAGCACCUAAACCUGGUUCGGCUUCUCCGUUGUUGUGUCGAUAAGGGAGAGAAGAUGUUGAUAUAUGAGUACUUGGAGAAUCUAAGCCUUGAUUCUCAUCUCUUUGACAAAAUCCGGCGCUCUAACUUAAGUUGGCAAAAGAGAUUUGACAUCGCCAAUGGUAUUGCUAGAGGACUUCUUUAUCUUCACCAAGAUUCACGGUUUAGGGUUAUCCACAGAGACUUGAAAGCAAGUAACGUCUUGCUUGAUAAAAAUAUGACUCCUAAGAUCUCCGACUUUGGGAUGGCGAGGAUCUUUGGACGGGAAGAGACAGAAGCCAACACAAGGAAGGUGGUCGGCACUUACGGUUACAUGUCUCCAGAAUAUGCAAUGGAUGGGAUAUUCUCGAUGAAGUCGGAUGUUUUCAGCUUCGGGGUCUUGCUUCUUGAGAUUAUAAGUGGCAAGAAGAAUAACGGAUUCUACAACUCAAAUCGUGACCUUAAUCUCCUCGGUUUUGUGUGGAGAUAUUGGAAGGAAGGAAAAGGGAUAGAGAUCGUAGACCCAAUCAUCAUAGAUGAUUCAUCAUCAGCACUACUCCGGACACAUGAAAUUUUAAGAUGUAUACAAAUUGGUCUCUUGUGUGUUCAAGAACGUGCUGAAGACAGACCAGUGAUGUCGACUGUUAUGGUGAUGCUUGGGAGCGAAACUACGGCUAUUCCUCAGCCUAAACGGCCCGGUUUCUGCGUUGGGAGAAGUCUUCUUGAGACUGAAUCGUCCUCAAGUACACAGCGCGGUGAUGAAUUGUCAGUGAACCAAAUCACCCUCUCAGUCAUUGAUGCCCGGUAA
Molecule: messenger RNA, 2541 nt
Organism: Brassica oleracea var. oleracea
Lineage: Eukaryota; Viridiplantae; Streptophyta; Magnoliopsida; Brassicales; Brassicaceae
Product: receptor-like serine/threonine-protein kinase SD1-6
Exons: 8
Coding region: 1-2541 (846 amino acids)
Biological process (GO): recognition of pollen; protein phosphorylation
Molecular function (GO): protein serine/threonine kinase activity; ATP binding
Source: RefSeq, a predicted model, not a curated record